This is a messenger RNA of Penaeus vannamei (Pacific white shrimp), 1754 nucleotides long. RefSeq names its product beta catenin antagonist chibby (gene Cby). The record is from RefSeq and is a predicted model, not a curated record. Lineage: Eukaryota; Metazoa; Arthropoda; Malacostraca; Decapoda; Penaeidae.
ACAGUGUCUGAAGUUACACGAACGCAAGUAAAGCGAACCACAACAAAGAUGCCACUCAACUUGUUCGGAACAAGCUUUUCUCCUGGGAAAUCACCUCCCAGACGGUCUGUAUCCCUUUCCAGUUUACGAAGGGAGAGUGAUAAAUCAGGCCAAGAUCUUUCGCAGGAAUUCAACAAAAUAAAACUGAAUAUUGGCGGUCAAAAUGCUACGUUCGAGGAUGGAGAAUGGGUGUCAGAGGGAAGCUCAAAAGGUCGUGUCAGUAAUCGAGAAGUAGCACGCCUUCGUCAGCAGAACCAAGUGCUCUUGGAAGAAAACAACUUACUUAAGUUAAAGGUGGAACUUCUUCUUGACAUGUUAACAGAAAAGUCAGCAGACACUUUGAUUAAAGAAAAAGAAAUUAUGCGGCUGAAGUCAAGAACAAAGGAUGGAUAAUUUAUGGAUACUUUGUAUGUUGUUCUUGGUACUGCUCUUUUAGUUUAUAUAUUUUUGUGAGUCAUUGAAGGCUGUUUGUGAAUCUUUUCUGAUAAAAAAAUGUUCUAGUAGGAAACUCCCCCAGUCAUUUAUCAACUUGCCAUUUUCAAAAGGUACUUUGAUAUCAUUAGCUUUACACACUGCCUAUGUAGCCGGUUAAACUGGCAUGUAUUUUAUGCUGUAUUAAACUUUUUGAGUCAAUGGAAUCUGGACUUGUUCUCAAGGGUCUCUGUGGCUUAACCUGUUUCAUGUAAUUAAUACAGUUUUAACCAAAGAAAUACACUAUGCAUUGUUUUAUGACUAAUGCAACAUUAUAAUAGAGCAGCUAUACAUUUGAGUUUAAUCUGGUAAAAUUUAUAUAGGACUGACUAAUUUAAUAGCCUAUCCUAAUCCAAUGUGCGACUUCCAUUGACAGCUACAAAUUAAUUUUAUUUGUGGCCUUUAAUGUAUAUUUUGCUAGAUAUAUAUAUUGUACAACCACAUUUUCAGAAGAGCCCUUUUAUUAUUCAAUUUAGUGUAACUAUAAUUUGUCAGGUGUUCCACCUCAUGCAAGAUAUAAUACUGGAUAGGGAAACAUGACUUAUUCCUGAAUCUUUUCUGUGUAUGCUUGGUAUUAGAAUUUUAGUUCACAUGUUAAUUCAGGGGCCUUGGGAAUUCAAGAUGUAAAACAGCUACAGUAACAUAUGUGUGUGUGUGUGUGUGUGUGUGUGUGUGUGUGUGUGUGUGUGUGUGUGUGUGUGUGUGUGUGUGUGUGUGUGUGUGUGUGUGUGUGUGUGUGUGUGUGUGUGUGUGUGUGUGUGUGUGUGUGUGUGUGUGUGUGUGUGUGUGUGUGUGUGUGUGUGUUUUUGUUGUGUAAUUGCAUGUGGUGUGCGUGGAGCAUGCAGUGUAGUGGGUAUAUGUGUUUGUAGGAUAGGGGGCUAUGCAUGCACAUCCAAGCAUGAGUGCAUGUGUUUAUGCGAGCAUGAGUGCAUGAGCAUAAGUAUGCUUGCAGGAAUGUGUGUGUAUCAGAGAGAGUGAAUGUGGGUGUAAGUGUGCAUCUGUAUGUGUGCAUAAGUGUUCAUAUGUAUGCAUGAGUGUUUGUGCUUAAUAAGAUAAGUGAGUGAAUGUGGGUUUGAGCCUUAGUGUAAGUUGUAAAUAUUAAUGUAUACAAAUAUUCACACAUACUGUCCAUUCACAAUUUUCUGGUUGAAAUUAAUCAUACUUAGCUAUUGAUUAGCUAAAACUAAUAAAUGGCUUUUUAAACUGUUUGUAUUGUUUUUCUAAUAAAUACUUUUUUAUUCCAA